This is a messenger RNA of Condylura cristata (star-nosed mole), 742 nucleotides long. It is a transcript of the gene FNDC9, whose product is annotated as fibronectin type III domain containing 9. The transcript has a single exon. Gene Ontology annotation, molecular function: protein binding. NCBI's taxonomy places the organism in Eukaryota, Metazoa, Chordata, Mammalia, Eulipotyphla, Talpidae. Bases 50 to 742 code for a protein of 230 amino acids. The record is from RefSeq and is a predicted model, not a curated record.
UAAAGGUGGGGAUGUCACUGUUGGCUUUGAUUCUGGUUCCAGAAUCAGGAUGAACAUCGAGGUGGGGAACGUCUCCUAUACAGGUGCCAUUGUUUCCUGGUCAUCCUCGGAGCCCUGCCUGGAGGACUAUUACCAUAUUAUGUACAGACCCAAUUGGAACAGCAUCUUCUCUGGCUAUCUUCGCUACAGCUUCCACCACGAGGAGAAGGUACCCCGAACCAUCAGCUCCGUGGUGCUGGAACACCUGGCCCCCUCCACCCUCUACUUCCUGUGCAUUAGCUGCAAGAAGGCCGCUUCCCCCUACCGGCACUACUGCACCAUGUUCCACACCCUGGAUAAGAGUCCGCUGGCGGCGGGGAGCUCCCUGGUGGACCCCCAGAUCUCCCUCUGGGUGCUGAUGGCCAUUCUGCUGGCCUGUUUCACUGCAGUCCUGGCCUUCAUCUGCCUCCAGUUCUGGUGUGUGCGCUGCCAUGAGCCCCGCUGGUCCUACCGGGCCGGCCACAUGGAGGAAGCCAAUGGGCUGGUGAGAUGGCCCGAGGAGGCCCCAGGUCUGGGUCAGCGGGAGGAUGACCAGUAUGGCUUUCCCCUGGUAGAACUGCCUCGCAAGUGCUCCGGUGCUGGACGGGACGCGGAUGAGGAUGCGGAAGUUGACCAGGAAGCCAACCAAGAAGCAUUUCCGGUGGGCGCCUCGCAGAGGGAGGCUGGUGACCAGCUAGCUAUACUGCCUCACUUUGGGAAGUGA